AGCAAACAUAACUGUUAACCGUUUUAAAUAUAGCCAACAGUUUUCCCCCCUCCGUUCUGUAAAUGCGAAACGCACCGUAUUGCAAAAAAGAUGAAGCGGGAGUCGCCGGAGAGUGACGUCACCAGCGCCAACUAUGAGGAGACGGAGCUAACCUUGGGACUACCCGGCGAAGGGUGUCCACGGUCCAUCACCUCCGGAAGAACGUACGGCAAGAGAGUUUUCAUCGAGACCGUUGAUCUCAAGCUUGGGAGAGCACAGGACCAGGUGGGGUGGCCACCGGUGAGAUCAUACAGGAGAAGAGUUGUAGGGGGGUGUAAGUAUGUCAAGGUGGCGAUAGAUGGAGCACCAUAUCUACGCAAAGUAGACCUCCAGCUAUACGGUAGCUAUCAAGGCUUCUCCACGGCUCUUCAGCAAUUGUUCACUUGCACCAUUCCCACCACCGGUGAGUUAGGGGAUGCAAAGGGAGUGGAAUAUAUGGUCAUAUAUGAAGACAAAGAUGGGGACAGCAUGUUAGUUGGGGAUGUUCCUUGGAAUAUAUUCAUGGAAUCUUGCAAACGUAUUCGGCUCAUCAAAAGUUCAGAGACAAUGAGGUUUUUAGCUCCAAGCACUUCUACGAAUUGCUCAAUCACAAGCUGAGACCUUAAUCAACAGUAGAUGACUCCAUGAUUGAUAAUGAAAAAAGCUUUUACAUACAUCUGAAA
Carica papaya (papaya) is the source of this 701-nucleotide messenger RNA. Its product is annotated as auxin-responsive protein IAA16-like. Gene Ontology annotation, biological process: regulation of DNA-templated transcription. Gene Ontology annotation, cellular component: nucleus. NCBI's taxonomy places the organism in Eukaryota, Viridiplantae, Streptophyta, Magnoliopsida, Brassicales, Caricaceae. The record is from RefSeq and is a predicted model, not a curated record.